Messenger RNA from Aspergillus tanneri, 1437 nucleotides. It is a transcript of the gene SES1, whose product is annotated as serine--tRNA ligase SES1. Gene Ontology annotation, molecular function: serine-tRNA ligase activity; ATP binding; tRNA binding. Bases 1 to 1437 code for a protein of 478 amino acids. The record is from RefSeq and is a predicted model, not a curated record. The transcript is spliced from 7 exons. Gene Ontology annotation, cellular component: cytosol. Gene Ontology annotation, biological process: seryl-tRNA aminoacylation. Lineage: Eukaryota; Fungi; Ascomycota; Eurotiomycetes; Eurotiales; Aspergillaceae.
AUGCUAGACCUUGCUGACUUUGUCAGUGACCGUGGUGGGAACCCAAAUAAGAUCAAGGAGAGUCAGCGGAAACGAUUUGCCCCAGAACAUGUAGUUGACGAGGUUGUUGCCUUGUAUGAGGAAGCUCGCCGAGCUCGCUACGAAGUGACACAGAUAGGCUCUCAACUUAAUGCUCUUCUUAAAGAAAUAGGAAAGAAAAAGAAGAACAAAGAAGAUGCAAGUAGUUUGAUUGAACAAAAAACCGCACUGGAAAAGCGCAAGAAAGAGGCCGAGGACCUGGCUGUGCAAAAGGAAACCCAGAGGGAUAGCAAAGUUCGUACAAUUGGCAAUUAUGUUCAUGAAUCAGUCCCUGUGAGCAACAAUGAAGAUGAUAAUGCUGUUUUAAGAACAUGGGCACCAGAAACUCCUUCUGGUAACGAAAUGUGCAACCAGUGCAACAUCUUGUCACAUCAUGAGGUUCUCACUCGACUUGAUGGAUAUGACUCUGAGCGUGGGGUGAAGAUUGUCGGGCACCGUGGAUAUUGCCUCACAGGCUACGGCCUCUUCCUGAACCUUGCCUUGAUUAAUUACGGGCUGGAAUUCCUGUGGACAAAGGGAUAUAAGCCAAAUCAGCCCCCUCAAUUUAUGCUUAAAGAAAUGAUGGCGAAAACUGCACAACUUGAACAGUUUGAUGAAGAGCUGUACAAGGUCACAGAAAGUGAAGAUAAGUCCACAGACAAAUACCUUAUUGCCACUUCUGAGCAACCAUUGUCAGCGUUGCAUGAUGGAGAAUGGCUCCAAGAUAUGGAUCUUCCUAUCAAGUACGCUGGCUAUAGCACGUGUUAUCGAAAAGAAGCAGGGGCUCAUGGUAAGGAUGCAUGGGGUAUUUUCCGUGUCCACCAAUUUGAGAAGAUUGAACAAUUCGUGAUAACCAAACCUGAAAAUUCCUGGCAAGCUUUUGAUGAGAUGAUGGAAACUUCCGAGGAGUUCUAUCGCUCCCUUGGGCUGCCUUAUCAGAUUGUCUCGAUUGUUUCUGGGGCGCUGAACAAUGCCGCGUCGAAGAAAUAUGAUCUUGAAGCCUGGUUUCCCUUCCAAGGAGAAUACAAAGAAUUAGUUUCUUGUUCCAACUGCACUGAUUACCAAUCGCGUGCACUGGAGAUCCGCUAUGGUAUAAAGAAGGCGACAGAUUUGAAGAAGUCCUAUGUCCAUGCCCUAAAUGCCACUUUGUGUGCGACUGAACGUACACUUUGUUGCAUCCUGGAGAACUAUCAAACAAAGGAUGGAUUUCGUGUACCAGAGCCCCUAAGAAAGUACAUCCCGGGUGCUCCUGAAUUUCUCCCGUACACAAAGGAGCUUCCUAAAGACACUACGUCGCAAAAACCCAAGGGCAAGCAGGUUCCAAAAGCUACAACUGGUACAGAGGAGACCACUGGAAGGAUGCAGAAUUUGCGCGUAUGA